Molecule: messenger RNA, 542 nt
Organism: Nasonia vitripennis (jewel wasp)
Lineage: Eukaryota; Metazoa; Arthropoda; Insecta; Hymenoptera; Pteromalidae
Gene: RpL35
Product: 60S ribosomal protein L35
Exons: 3
Coding region: 133-504 (123 amino acids)
Biological process (GO): maturation of LSU-rRNA from tricistronic rRNA transcript (SSU-rRNA, 5.8S rRNA, LSU-rRNA); translation
Cellular component (GO): ribosome; cytosolic large ribosomal subunit
Molecular function (GO): structural constituent of ribosome; mRNA binding
Source: RefSeq, a predicted model, not a curated record
UAAAAUAUCGCGGAAUUGAACCGCGAUUGUCGCGCGACUUCCGGUCCUUACGCGUUCCGCACCGUUCCAGCUCUUGGUCUGGUCGUUCCGUCCCCCUCUCCUUUCUCUUUUUACAGCCCAAAAUCUGGCAAAAUGGGUAAGGUCAAGUGUUCGGAGCUGAGGACGAAGGACAAGAAGGAGCUGCUCAAGCAGCUGGAGGAGCUCAAAACUGAGCUGACCAGCCUGCGAGUAGCCAAAGUCACCGGAGGACCUGCUUCGAAGCUCUCCAAGAUCCGUGUGGUCCGCAAAGCUAUUGCCCGUGUAUACAUUAUUAUGCACCAGAAGCAGAAGGAGAACCUUCGUCUUUUGUACAAAAACAAGAAGUACAAGCCAUUGGACUUGAGGCCCAAGAAGACCAGAGCUAUCCGCAGAAAGCUUACCCCAUACCAAGCCAGCCGUAAAACGCUGAAGGAGGUCAGGAAGAACUCUGCGUUCCCGCAAAGAAAGUAUGCUCUGAAAAUCUAAAUUAACGUUUUCGUAUAAUAAAAAAAAACUCAAUUAAC